Messenger RNA from Cottoperca gobio, 2311 nucleotides. RefSeq names its product guanine nucleotide binding protein (G protein), gamma 12b (gene gng12b). The transcript has 4 exons. Gene Ontology annotation, molecular function: G-protein beta-subunit binding. Gene Ontology annotation, cellular component: heterotrimeric G-protein complex. The record is from RefSeq and is a predicted model, not a curated record. Lineage: Eukaryota; Metazoa; Chordata; Actinopteri; Perciformes; Bovichtidae. Gene Ontology annotation, biological process: G protein-coupled receptor signaling pathway. Bases 306 to 524 code for a protein of 72 amino acids.
UAAAGAAGAGUCCCAGCCCAGCAGCCCAGCAGCAGAUGAUUCUCCGUGUUUCACAUCGACGGGGACCAAUGUUCAUUUUCUGCCUCGUGAAAGUUUCCAUUCGACACAUCUAGAGUACGUUUUGUUUUUUUAUGAAAGAAGCUCCACUUUCAUGGCUCGACUUUGACAAAAACUAAAACUGCCGGAUCCGAGAGUCCAGAUUUACGCUGCGCACACAGACUGGGACACAGAUACAUGCUGCGUGAGAUCUUUCCCCAGUACAUGUGUUUUUGUUGUUGUUCUGAACCAGCUGUCCAAAAGCUGCGAUGUCGUCAAAAAUGCAGAGCUCCAGUAGCACAGCUCAGGCCCGGCGGAUGGUGCAGCAGCUGAGGAUAGAGGCCAGCUUCGAGAGGAUAAAGGUGUCCAAGGCUUCAUCGGACCUUAUGCGCUACUGUGGAGAACACGCCAAGAAUGACCCGCUGCUCAUGGGCAUCCCCGCUUCAGAAAACCCUUUCAAGGACAAGAAGCCUUGCACUGUUUUGUAGGGGAACACCUGAACUCCUGCUGCUUUCCUUUUGAUUAUUAUGUGGGGAAAAGGAUGUAAGUAAUACUAUUCACAUUUUAACCUAAGGCCAGUGUACUUAGCUUUCCCCAUGCCUGCUGUAGUUCAAGGAAUGUGCAGUCAAAUGGCAGUUACACCAAAGACCAGGCAGAAGUCUGAAGCUCUAAUUAUCAAAGCACACAUAAACAAGCCCCCUCAAUCAUUGUUCCAAUCAGACUUAGGCUUUCAGUUUUUCACCUCUUACUUUGUCAGGCUUGCUUCAGGAAACAGUUGUUGUAUGUUGUUUGCUACUGAUAAUGAGCAGCCGAGAUAAUGAUAUCCUGUCACCGGACGAGUGAACUGUGCUGUCCAUCACAUGAAGACAAAUAGAAAGAGCGAAGGUCCAUUGCCACUGUUGCACAGCUCCUGCUUUAUUUUUUUUGUCAUCUAGUUACAAUCAUAAAUAAUAGUCUUUAAAAAUUGACCAUUAAAUUGGUCUCAACUCUCUAUUAGCACAAACAGAGCAAUCAAAUUGUCCUGACAUGUAUAAUUUAAAAUGUUGACUAGAUUUUUAUUUAAGAUAAGAUAUUGAGAAUUGCUUUUGCCAGUGUUAGGAUAUAGUAGCCUAAUCAUUUUAAAUAAUGAUAAAAUUACUGAAUUUUUGUUUUCUGUUUUUCCUGUUCCUUCGAGCUAGUUGCAUUUCCAUAAUACGACAGACUUUCAAUAACUACUUCAAUUAAAUCCAAUGCGAAGCUAUUAAAUAUCAUAAAUGUGAUGUCUAAAUUGUGAAGUUUUAUUACCAGAGGGGUGAAGUCUCUUGACAUAACAGGCUAAGUGUCUCUUUUAUAUUUACUUUUUUCUUUGUAUUGGCCUUAGAAAUGUAUGUUAAACUCCAACUAUCUCUAAAAAUGAAAUAUAUACAGAUAAAAGUGCCGUUAUGAACUUUUGAGAUCACUGUACAUUGUGCGUGACCAUUUUGAAAGAGGUAUUCCUUCAUUUUAUAUUUUAUUACGAGGCCAUCAUUGCUGAAAAAAAGAAUUCAAGACCAAUCUGUGCCAUCUUAUCAGAUAUAUACUGUAUAUAUAAACCUAUUUAAGGUCACUAUGUUCUGUCUGCAGAGCCGAGUCUUAUUACUGUUCAGGCACCAGGUGACUGAAACUCUUGAGUUUGAAACAUUCCAUGUUUACAACUUUUAUUUUAAUUUUAUUGAGAGAACCUUUGACUGGCAGUGUGUAGCUGUGACAUUGUGUCAUUUGUGUGUCGGUGCUCAUGCACAACAUAAGCAACUCAUUUUGCAAUUUUACCAGCAAGUCCCUAAAUAAUGAAAUUACCUUUUAGUCACACAAGUGCUGUUGUCUAAUACUGUGAAUACAGUGAGGGGAGUACAUCUCUGUGUGACAUCAUAUUUCAGAAUGACACUGUUCAAUAAUGAAUUGCAUUAAGAUAUAUCUCAUGAUACAUAGUGUGGCGCAGUAUGUAUGUCCAUGAACCACAGCUUUAACUGUUUAAUGUAACUUACUUUAUAGGAUUGUACUGAUUCAGUCAAACCUUAUUCUUGAAUUGCUGUCUUUUAUUCAACUUUUUGAAUAAAAACUGAAUGUGUUUUAUUUUGGUUGAUGAUGUACUUGGUUGAUUUAUACUAGUGAAUAUAAAUAUGUGUUUUUAGCAGAAAAACUAUUACAAUAUUUGUGGUUUCUCACAACUGGUGAGUGUCUGUAACAACUUACUGUGUGUCAUGUUGUGCCUUUUACCUGUUUUUGGUAACUGCAAAUAAACCUAUGGAGUACAAGU